Lodderomyces theae is the source of this 2586-nucleotide messenger RNA. RefSeq lists its product as uncharacterized. Gene Ontology annotation, molecular function: alpha-1,2-mannosyltransferase activity. Lineage: Eukaryota; Fungi; Ascomycota; Pichiomycetes; Serinales; Debaryomycetaceae. Bases 1 to 2586 code for a protein of 861 amino acids. The transcript is spliced from 3 exons. Gene Ontology annotation, cellular component: membrane; Golgi apparatus. The record is from RefSeq and is a predicted model, not a curated record. Gene Ontology annotation, biological process: protein N-linked glycosylation; cell wall mannoprotein biosynthetic process.
AUGGAGGACUACAAAAGGAAUGGGACCGCGACGACGGACACUCUCAGCAAACGAGAUAAACGGAGAAACAAUAUCGCCACUCGAUUACAAAAGCUCGAGCUGACAUUCAAGAAUGAUCGAGAUAUAUUCUACCGCAAUAGUUUACAUGAACUACAGAACAAAUUGGCAAGUCUACAACAAGGCACGAAUGAAGAGUACGUGACAAAGCAAAUUGAACUAGAAGAAGUGCGAGACUACGAGUUGACCAAAUUGCGUCUUUGGGAAGAGUACCAAGUCAAGAGUAUUGAGAUGGAGUACAACCAAGCGUUGCAGAAGGCAAAGGAGAACCAUGACAAGAUGAUCAAGUUGAUCAAGGAGAAACUAUACGACAAACUACAAAAACAAAUAAAGACUUUGAAAGAGGACAAGUACUUGUUGAAUCUUUUGAACAGCAAUAGCUAUAAUGAAGGAGGAUCAACCAGAGACAAUGAAACACUAGCGGCCGCCAUGGGGUUGAACCUUCAUGACCGGAGAUCUUUGAGAAAACGAGGUGAAUACUUUGGAAGAUUUGCAACUGGGGAAAUGGAUGAUUUAUCCGAUGGUGGUGGUGGAGGAAGUGGUGGUUUGAAUGGCAGUAUUUCAUCGGCUCCAAACGGGUCGGGGUAUAUAUCACUGGGCAAGAGAAGACGACUUCACACAACGAGGUAUUCAUCAAAUGAUGAGGUAUCAAGCAGCACCGCAAGUGCAAAGCCUUGGCACAAUGGACAUGCAAGUUCUGCUGCUCAACAUAGCUCAGCAUAUGCGCACAGUAAAACCAAUGGAGGGGUCAAUAGUGGAUACGAGUCGAAUUUCAGCGACAAAGAUUAUGAUGCAUUAAACUCGUUCAUAAUGGAAAAUGAAGAUGGAGUUAAAUCGUUGAUUUAUGAUGGAAAUGGGUUGAAUGGUGAGGAGGGAAGCCAUAGCACUUAUAAGGUGCAAACACGCGGUUCGCAUAAACAAUUUGUGGGGCCCCAAGGAUUGAAACCGGAAGAAUUGAAUGAGGAUUUGGUACUACUACGAACCGCAAUCUUGGUGCUAUCUCUAUUUCUAAGUUUCAAAGAUGUUCUACUACCGAACAAUGACCCACAUUGGAUAAAAUACAAGAUCACCAAACCUCCCAAGGAAAGCUCAAUGAAAGACCUCAGUGAUCAAAAAUUGCACACAAAGAUUGAUUCACCGUUCCAAUACGGUUGUGCUGUUCCAAACAUUGACCAACCUCGAGCCAAUGCCGCAUUCAUUAUGCUAUGUCGAAAUCUGGAAAUAAAGGGAGUUUUAGCAAGCAUAAAGUCAAUGGAGCGACAUUUCAAUCAGUGGUUCAACUACCCCUGGGUCCUUCUCAACAAUGAAGAGUUUUCCCCCGAGUUUAAAGAUGCAGUUUCCAAACAAACCAAUGCUAAAGUUUCAUUUGGGCAAAUAGCCAUGGAAGAUUGGGAGUUCCCCAAAGAUAUCCCUGAUGUUGAAUUGAAUGAAUGGAUUGAGUCUCAAGGUGAUCGUGAAUUGCUUUAUGGUAAUUUGAAAAGUUAUCACAAGAUGUGUCGUUUCUAUUCGGGCAAGUUUUAUCUACAUCCACUAGUUAACCAAUUGGAUUGGUAUUGGCGAGUAGAACCAAACGUUGAGUUUUACUGCGAUUUGACGUAUGACCCAUUUGUUGAAAUGGAAAAAAGGGGAAAGAAAUAUGGGUUUAAUGUGAUGUUGUUUGAUUUGUAUUAUUCCAUCCCUGGUUUAUUCCGUGAAGUUCAAACAUUUAUCAAGAAAAAUGGCGUCAAGGUGAAGAGUAGCUGGAAGUUGUUUGUGUUGAGCUCAAAAUGGUUAGUUGGCGAGGAUAAACUUGGCGAUUACGACGGCAUACAUGAUAAGCACGACAUAUUGGUUGAAAUUCAAGAUCAAAUCUACUUGCAAAAAUUCAUUCAUGAAGUCAAGGACAAAACUGAGGAUGUGUUUUCCAAGAAUCCGUAUUUGACACGUCGAAUACUUGAAAAGAGUAAGAAGAUGCCGACCUUGCAUGAGGAUAGAAUAGAUAAAGAGGAUUACAACUUGUGCCAUUUUUGGUCCAAUUUUGAAAUUGCAAGAGUGGAUCUUUUCACGUCAUCUGAAUACCAGCAGUUUUUCCAACACCUUGAAUCCGCGGGUGGGUUCUACAAGGAGCGAUGGGGAGAUGCACCAGUCCAUUCAUUAGCUAUUGGCAUGUUUUUGGACCUCGAUGAAGUUCAUUAUUUCAGAGACAUUGGGUAUCGACAUGAAAUAUUUGUUCAUUGUCCAGCCAAUGCACCAGAACAUCAAUUAGAAUACUCACCGAAUCAGAGUUACCUUGCAUUCACUGAGGACUCACGCGGUGGCGUUAUUUAUCCUGAUAAGCCCAGGUAUAACGGUGUUGGGUGCAGAUGUACAUGUCCUCUGGGAUAUAAGGAUAUUGAAAAUACCGAUUGUAUGAAGAAAUGGCAGAGGUUUACUCUGGACGAUUACAAAGAAGAACAGUCAAUUGAUCUUGAGACUUGGAAGAAUCGGUUGGCUAGAAAGAUUAAGUUUCACUUGAAUGCUGGUGGCAGUAUGGAGGAGGAUAUCGUGUAG